Molecule: messenger RNA, 1623 nt
Organism: Sycon ciliatum
Lineage: Eukaryota; Metazoa; Porifera; Calcarea; Leucosolenida; Sycettidae
Exons: 4
Coding region: 312-710 (132 amino acids)
Molecular function (GO): protein binding
Source: RefSeq, a predicted model, not a curated record
CUGCCGCCGUGCCGGGCCACCAUACCACUGCCUGGCACCAGUAAUAUCUUGACUCUUGUUUUCCAGGCACUUGUCGUCCCACGCAGUACAGACUCAGUAGUGUGUGUUCAUUUGGUUUGAUUACACGGCCGGUCGGUAAUGGAACAGGAAGGUUGUGUGGUGUUUCAGCAGGUCAUUUUGGAUAGCGUUUUGUCACGAGCUCGUGCUAGUUCUGCGUGGAAGUGAAGACUCCUUGCGCGCGGCCAUCGCCGGACCGCGGAGUAGGAGGACCCGCUAUCCACUGCCAGCUGCAUUGUGGAACUUCGGCAGUGAUGGCAGCAGUGAACGUUUCCAAGCUCCUUCGGUACACUUGGGAGGAUAAAGUGGAGGAUCUAAAAGCAGCAAUAGUUGAGGGUGGUGUUCUCAAAAAGGAAAUCAAACUCCAAAAGGAUGCCAGGGGAGAUCCAUUGUUGGCAACUUUGCUGAGGAUUGCCUGCAAUAUGAAUGCUACGUCUGUUGUCAAGUUCCUGGCAAGCAUUGUUGACAGGAACGUGCUGAACUGUGCAGGGGAGGUCAGGUGGCGUGCCCAUACGGGUCAAUAUAAAACCGUCUACGGUAGUGCUCUUCAUGCAGCUACUGAUCGAGGCUCCGUUAAGUGUUUACAGUAUCUACUCGAUGCCGGUGCCGAUACAAACGUGACUGAUGUGGUGAGGAAGCCAGUUAUAUCGUAGGUAUUUGGUUUCCAUGGUUCCUUUGUCCCCACGUGUAUCUAUAAGCGUGUCUGAAUGUGCAUCUGAAUGUGUGUCUGUCUGAAUGUGUGACGGUCUGAAUGUGUGUCUGUCUGAAUGUGUGUCCGUCUGAAUGUGUGUCUGAACACGAGAGAGCUUGAAAGCUCGGUGCCCUACGCUAUGCUUUUUUUGCCUAGCUCAUCAUGCAAGUUAUCCAAACUAAUGGAAGCGUCUUUGAGCUGAUGUUAGGGAGGAGAAGUAUGCGUUAGACCUGUAGAGGAUGUCGUGUAGAAUGAGAGCGAGUCACAUAAUCUGCCAGAGACGGUGUCUCGUCCGAGCCUGGCUCAUCUUCGCCCUCAAACAUCGAUAUCCACGGAUUGGUCUGCUCGACAAACUCCCAGGCGCCUGAUCGAAUCGGGACAUAAAACUCUCGAUGGAAGCAAACAUCUGGCCAACUGAUAACUCCAGCUUCUGGAAACGCUCUAGCAAAACAGAUUUGGAUCUACCGACCGAUCUGCGGGCCGAUUUCCUACUAACACUUGAUGUGGAUUCAAUAUCUGACGCCGCUAUACUCACCUCAUUGUCCAUCACCAGCACAGGAUCAGCUCUCUCAGAACCGGAAGGAGAACCUGGAUUUUGAUGCUGAACGAAGACACCCUGAACGAAAACACGGAUUGAGAACUACUAGCGCCAAGAACAAAACUGACACUAUUAGAAUUUGUGCGUGACAUCUCAAUAAAACCUUCCUGAAAUGACGCUUCUUUCUUCAUUUAUCUUAUUAUUUUUCAGACGCAACGUGGGAUUCGAACAUGUACUAUCGCCCUGCAUGCAUUCCCCCGAUACACUUCGCACACAUACACAUUCUUGCAAGUUGCUUCACGUUAUGAUCUUGCAGUUGAAAGCCCUAUUUGAAUAA